Messenger RNA from Ornithodoros turicata, 1461 nucleotides. RefSeq names its product Na(+)/dicarboxylate cotransporter 3-like. Gene Ontology annotation, biological process: citrate transport. The transcript has 3 exons. Gene Ontology annotation, molecular function: citrate transmembrane transporter activity; succinate transmembrane transporter activity. Lineage: Eukaryota; Metazoa; Arthropoda; Arachnida; Ixodida; Argasidae. The record is from RefSeq and is a predicted model, not a curated record. Bases 87 to 992 code for a protein of 301 amino acids. Gene Ontology annotation, cellular component: membrane.
AGGAAGAAGUAGACGACGGAGUCUGAAGAAGCAUUGGGACCAAAGAGUCUUGUUCUAUCGUACUACAUCGCUAGUUCUACAGAAGUAUGCAAGUGGAAGAGGAAUUCGUUUGGCCCUUCAUCAGGCGCAAGCACACCGACAACGCCCUCGUCAUAUUUGGGAUUUUCUCUCCCCUUCUGUUGCUCCCAAUCGUUCUCAUCGGGACAAAUGAAGCCAAAUGCAUCUACUGUGUGUGUACCGCCAGCUUCCUUCUGCUAACCGAAGCCGUACCUGCCCAGAUAGUCGCAUUUGUCCCCUUUAUUGUCUUCAUCAACAGGGACUUCACGCAGUUCUACAAUUUUCGGACCAUACUGAACGAGCUUCUGCACCAAGUCAGCAUAAUGGUCAUGAUACUGAGCAUGGAAUCCACGAGCGUGUUGCAACGUACGUCCCUCUGGCUACUGGCGUUCUUAGGGACGCGAGCGCGGAACCUGUUGUGCGGCUGCCUCGUGGGUUCCAUCUUUUGUUCUUUCUUCAUGGGUGACACGGCUGCUGUGCUGCUCAUGGCGGGUCUCACGAAGCAUGUAGUCAAGACACUACAGGCUGACGUCAUUAAGGCUUUCCACCAGCGUACUCUCUACGACAAGGCAACAGCUGGUCUCUCUCAACUUCGGCAGAGGCUGCUCACGGUGAGCGCAGAGUUCGUGCCGUUGACACGCUCUAAAAUGAAACUUGCGUUAUCCACUGGAAACACCAUAAAGUCUUCAACGAUAAGUGUGUCUUUCACUCCAGGACUUACAAAUCGGUCUUGCGAUCCAGGACUUACAAAUCAGUGCAGCACGGCGGGGAUAGGGACAAACUUUUUUUAUGAGUCCAUGAGGAACAGGAGGUCUAAGCAUUGUCCCCAGCCUUUUGGCGGUAGUGAUAAACCCACCACAGUAGAGCGAGCUCGAAGAAAAAAAAAACGGAUAUACAAAGAAGAAAGGCGGCGUCGCGAGAGAAGAAUAAGUUGAGCGUGAAUGUAAUAAAAAAUUGUAAUUAAACGCGUUGUGCAUCUCGAUCGCGGCGCCACUCUCCGCAUAUGGCGCAGCGCGGCACACUCUGGCACUGACGUCGUGGCCUCAUUAACGACAUGGCCGUCACUCGUUGCACCACUCGCGUAUUGCGUUUGACGCCGUGCGUUCUGCAAGUGAUUUCGUCGCUCUUUCGUUAUCUUGGCAGGACCGCGUUGAUUGGUGCAUAACCGCAACAGGUAUUGUCUUGGCACCUCAAACGUGUGUACGAUCCUCGUUUGAGAUAAGUACACUUUAGAGAAGAUAUUUCGGUGAAUUACGUUGUGUAGUGUGAUGGAGGUUUUUGAGAACACCGUUCCAUUGACCGAAGGUUUUGGUCUUGGUGGCACGCGUAUUAGGCGGACCGGCAGCCCGUUUAGUUAAAUACUUGGCAUUAGUCUAGUUAACUAACCUUAUCGAGUCAAUUAGA